Messenger RNA from Hemibagrus wyckioides, 2929 nucleotides. It is a transcript of the gene npnta, whose product is annotated as nephronectin a. The record is from RefSeq and is a predicted model, not a curated record. Gene Ontology annotation, molecular function: calcium ion binding. Gene Ontology annotation, cellular component: membrane. The coding region runs from base 243 to 2144 and encodes 633 amino acids. The transcript is spliced from 14 exons. Lineage: Eukaryota; Metazoa; Chordata; Actinopteri; Siluriformes; Bagridae.
AGUGCACUUCGCUUCACGCGGUAUAUAGAGGCAGCGGACUCUCAGCACCACACCAGUGCAGUUCACACCUACUGCAUGAACUGGUAGCAGAACCAGCACCGUGUUCUUCUCAUGCUGGACCUUCUGUCAACUUCCCGAUCUCUCCCUGAAACCUUUAUUAUUUUAUUUUUUCCAGCGUGCUGAAAUACCGGAGCGCUAAGAAUUUCCCGAAGUGCAGGAUAUUUGUGUGAACGCGCGCGGAAAUGUUGACAAAGUUGCUCGUGUUGUGGAUUUGCCUGAUGGGGGUGAGCGCAGAGUUUGAUGGGAGGUGGCCUAGGCAGAUGGCCUCGUCCAAUGGGCUGUGCCGCUACGGAACUCGCAUUGACUGCUGCUGGGGCUGGACGCGACGCUCCUGGGGGCACUGCCAGCCUCUCGACGGCUUAACCAACAGGCUAAUCGGGAUAAGGUGCCAGGCCAAAGCUCUAUGUCAGCACGGAUGCAAGCAUGGAGACUGUAUCGGACCCAACAAGUGCAAGUGUCACCCUGGAUUUACAGGAAAGACCUGCAACCAAGCGGAACAGCAGGACUAUGUAAACCCCUCAAUCUGGGACAGUCUCCCCCCUCUGUUUGUUCCCAUGGACCACACAGCGUUGGGGGUGCCUUCGGAGGAUCUGAACGAGUGUGGCCUGAAGCCUCGACCCUGUAAACACAGGUGCAUGAACACAUACGGCAGCUACAAGUGCUACUGCCUCAACGGCUACAUGCUUCAGCCUGACGGGACCUGCGGAAAUGCACGGACAUGCAGUAUGGCUAACUGCCAGUACGGCUGUGAGGUGAUGAAAGGAGAGGUUCGGUGCCAGUGUCCAUCUCCCGGCCUACAGCUCGCCCCAGAUGGCAGGACAUGCGUGGACGUGGACGAGUGCGCCACGGGCCGCGGCGUUUGCCCUCGCUUCCGCAAGUGCGUCAACACUUUCGGGAGUUACAUCUGCAAGUGUCAUGACGGCUUUGACCUGCAGUACAUCAAUGGCAAAUACCAGUGUAUAGAUGUGGAUGAAUGUUCGACUGGACAACACCAGUGUAGCGCACACUCCACCUGCUACAACACACCGGGCUCCUUCAAGUGCAAGUGCAAGGACGGUUUCCGAGGAGGCACGGGUCACGAGUGCAAACCCAUCCCCAAAGUGAUCAUCGACCCUCCCCAACCCGGAAAGAUCCCACCUGGGAACAACAACAGGAUUCCAGAUACAGACGAAAAGAGAACCACUACCACUGCUCGACCACCAGUGACGUCCAAGAGGAUCUCCCCGAGCACGACACCACCCUCCAAAAUACCUUUACCACCCAAGAAAAUCAUCCCAACACCCAAGAAGCCAAUCAUCCCAACCCGUAAACCUCCUACACUUUCUCCCAGACCCCCUGUUGUAGUUACCCAAAAGCCCCAUGUCACACCUCACCGUCCCACUGCCGCCACCACCACCAAAGCCCCAGCUCCAACACCAAGGGUGCCAGUUGUACCCUCUCGCAGGACUCCUGCCCCUUCAGAUACUCCUCUGGACAACAACAUCCAUAAGGACAACAACGAAAAACAGAGAGGGGACGUUCACAUACCUCGGAACAAUGGAAAUAACAACGUUCUCGUUACUGAUUUAGACAUCGAACUGGGUAACACCGAAGAUGAGCUUAAAGACGACCCAGAGGCUGGAUUUCUGAGCUGCUCCUUUGAUCAGGGUCUUUGUGACUGGAUCCAGCACAAAGAGGGAGAUGUGCACUGGGAGACGGUACCAGACCCUUCAGGUGGAAAGUAUCUGACCAUCUCAGAAGCGUCGGCUAAGAGGAAUGGCCGUGGAGCUCAGCUCAUUCUUCCCUUGGCGUCUCCCUGGAGCGAGGGUAAUCUGUGUCUGGCUUUUCGGCACAAGCUGGCGGGUCACCAUGUGGGCAUGCUGCAGGUGUUUGUGCAAAAAGGUCGACAGCACAGUCCAGCCGUUUGGGGUCGCACAGGAGGCAGUGGCUGGAGGACGACACAGAUCACACUGUGGGGCAACGGCCUUGAGAGUGUGAUUGUGAAGGGUGAAAGGCGGAGAGGCCAUGCUGGUGAAAUGGUGCUUGAUGACAUCAGUCUGAGGAGAGGGGUUUGUCAGGAAGAGCACAACCUGAGGAGACUCUAACAAACACACACCAGCACAAAGCUCUCUCGCGCAACAAUUCGCUUAAGAAACGAAAAGAGGGAUCUGCUUUUCUUUGGACUUCCCUCAAGAUCAUGAGUGUGUCUCCUACAGCAGACAAAUCCCCAAUGCCUCCAGUAGCUGGAUCAAAUUGUAUAUGGAAUACAGAAAUUCGAUCAAACAAUAGUUCCAAACAAGGAAAGUGUGCCAAUUUCUUUUGUAAAUGUCAUACACUUUGUAUGAUUUCCAUUGAGACAAUAGGAAAAACGGACCCAGCUGUGCCACGGCCACGUUUGCUCUUGAGACUGCCUUUUUAAAGCCUUUUUAAACUAAUUAACAAGAGCAUUGUGUGCUUAAAAACCUACCCGAGAGACAACGUAUUUCCAUUGUAUUAUUGUAAAUGUAUCCGUGUGUACAUAUAUAUAAAUAUAUAUAAAUAUAAUAUAGAUAUAUUUGGAAAAAGUUGCUUUGCUAGUGCAGAAUUACAGUAUGUGAAUUCUUCAACAUGUGUAAGUGAUGCAGGGCAAUGUUUACACGAUCUGAUUUCAAGUGUUCCCUUGGUAUUAUGUAUACUGUAAACUACCAGCCAAUAAAAUUGUUUUCCAUUCUAUUUUUAAGUGGCUGUAUCAGCCAUCCUGUAUUGGCAUAUGAUACGCGUGUGUACCCUUUAAAUCUUACAGUAGGACAUGCCGAUCUUUUUGACCCGAACUCCCGCUGUCCUCACUUUUGUUUUAGAAAAAAAUGAUGUCAGUAUUUAAAGAUUUAUGCCAAUAAAAAUUGUGAAUGUA